AUGAGGGCACCUAUCCCGGGACUUCCACUCAAGCUUUACUUAGCUGCGACAAAUACCGCGGUUGGAGCUUUGCUUGCCCAGGAUAGUCAUGAGGGGGAAGAAAGCCCCAUUUACUAUGUAAGCAGACAAUUGAAGGGAGCUGAGACAAGGUACCCGAAGACAGAACUAUUAUGCCUUGCUCUUGUUUAUGCUGCGCAGCGAUUGCGACCUUACUUUCUUGCUCACAAGCUGCAGCUUAUAGUAAAAUCCGACCCUGUGAGAUACUUGCUCACAAGAUCAGUGCUAUCAGGACGCCUUGCACGCUGGUUGCUGCAAUUGUCUGAGUUUGAUAUUGUAUGUACGACCUCGAAGUCUAUUAGGGGACAGGCUGUGAUUGAUAUGUUAGCCCUAUUCCCCGAAGUAGAGGAGUCUACUCUGUCCGAAGAAGUAUUAGGAGAACUGCCGGAAGUAGUUGCCACUGUUGUAGAAGAAGCGUCAUGGACCCUCUACUUUGAUGGAUCCUCUACAACCAACGGUGGAGGAGCAGGGGUAGUGAUUAUCAAUCCUGAAGGGCAGGCCACAGCUCUCUCAUUCAAACUAGAUUUCCCAUGCACAAAUAAUGUCGCAGAGUAUGAAGCUUUUAUCAUAGGAUUGUCUACGGCAAGGGAAAUGGGUGCAGAAAGAGUGAAGGUCAUUGGAGAUUCAAAUCUGGUAUUGAGCCAAUUGCAAGGGAGCUUUGCUGUGAAAGAAGCGACUUUGGCACCCUAUCGUACAGCUGCUGAAAGGCUCAUUAAUUCCUUUAAGCAGGUUGUGAUGGAACACAUUCCGGGAGUCACUAAUAGGUAUGCAGAUGCUUUGGCUACACUGGGGUCAAAACUCUCAUACGUGUAG
Molecule: messenger RNA, 870 nt
Organism: Prunus persica (peach)
Lineage: Eukaryota; Viridiplantae; Streptophyta; Magnoliopsida; Rosales; Rosaceae
Exons: 1
Coding region: 1-870 (289 amino acids)
Molecular function (GO): RNA-DNA hybrid ribonuclease activity; nucleic acid binding
Source: RefSeq, a predicted model, not a curated record